This is a messenger RNA of Lachancea dasiensis, 666 nucleotides long. The record is from the annotation of a GenBank genome assembly. NCBI's taxonomy places the organism in Eukaryota, Fungi, Ascomycota, Saccharomycetes, Saccharomycetales, Saccharomycetaceae.
AUGUCCCUCAAUGUACUCAUAUUUGGGGCUACGGGUCUCUGUGGCUCUUCUUUUGUCAAAUAUGCUGUAAAAGAACGAGCUCUUUCAGUGACAACCAUUUCUAGGAGAAAGCUCACGGUUUCUUAUGAACCUGAAAAGGUUAACAGCGUGAUUGAGGAAAAUUCUGAAAACUGGUCACAUCUAAUACCACCGAACACAGAUAUUGUGCUUUCUGGGCUUGCCACGACCAGGGGGGAAGCAGGAAAGGAAAACUUUUAUAAAGUUGAUCACGAUUUGAACUUGGCACUUGCCAGAGCAGCGAAGAGUCAAGGAUGCACUACGUAUGUUCUCGUUAGUUCGAUAGGGGCUGAUGCAAAUUCGAUGUUCUUUUACUUAAAAACUAAGGGAGAAAUCGAGCGAGACGUCCUUGCGCUAAACUUCGAUAGAACUAUCAUCUUGCGCCCUGGUCCAUUAGUUGGUGAAAGAGACAAAAGCAAGGGUUUAUUCAAUGCAAUUGUAGCAAAGCUGGGAGGUCUAUUAUACAAAACAAGUUUACAAUCUUUGCUGAGUUAUCCUGUUUACGGAGACGAUGUGGGUAAGGUGGGGAUAAAAUUGGCCUUGGACUCAACUCAUUCUGAAAAGGUGCAAAUUGUAGAGAGCAAAGAGAUUCUAAAACUACUUACUUAA